Molecule: messenger RNA, 1599 nt
Organism: Nannizzia gypsea CBS 118893
Lineage: Eukaryota; Fungi; Ascomycota; Eurotiomycetes; Onygenales; Arthrodermataceae
Product: SGE1
Exons: 2
Coding region: 1-1599 (532 amino acids)
Biological process (GO): transmembrane transport
Molecular function (GO): transmembrane transporter activity
Source: RefSeq, a predicted model, not a curated record
AUGGGGGAGCCCGAGAACCGUUCCCUCGACGAGGAAAGCAGUGGCACUGGUGAGAAGGCUGUCCUGCGAGAUGACUCCCAGUACCCGUCAGCAAAGAAAGUUAUCCCGAUCAUGGUAGCACUAUACCUAGUUGUGUUCCUUAUCGCCUUGGACCGAACUAUUAUCGCUACUGCCAUCCCGCGAAUCACAGAUCAGUUCCAUUCCAUCGAUGACAUCGGCUGGUAUGGCAGCAGCUACUUACUCACUGGAUGCUCUUUUAUGCUGCUCUUUGGCAAAUUUUACCAGCUUUAUUCACCUAAAUGGGUCUAUCUUAUUGCCAUCGUGAUAUUUGAAAUUGGAUCAGCAGUGUGCGGCGCGGCUCCCAACUCAACCGCUUUUAUCAUUGGCCGAGCUAUUGCUGGUCUUGGCUCAGCUGGUGCCUUCUCAGGGACAGUGAUUAUCAUCGUCCAUGCUGUUCCUCUUCGCAAGCGGCCUAUGUACACUGGCUUGAUGGGCGGCAUGUUUGGCAUUGCUUCUGUUGCAGGCCCGUUGCUUGGUGGUUUGUUUACCGACAAAGUCACUUGGAGAUGGUGUUUUUACAUCAAUCUUCCCAUUGGGGCCGUUACCUUGAUUAUAGUCACCUUCCUCCUCCGCAUCAACAUUCCUCGAAAGAGUACAGAAAACCUGACAUUAUACCAACAAUUUCUUAAAUUGGACCCCUUGGGCACUCUUUGUUUCUUGCCGAGCAUUAUUUGCCUACUUCUUGCCCUUCAGUGGGGGGGUACAACUUACCCUUGGUCCAGCGGGAGAAUCAUCGCAUUGUUUGUUAUUUUCGGUAUCCUUCUCAUUGCCUUUAUCGCUAUACAGAUCUGGCGCAAUGAAGAGGCCACCGUCCCACCCCGUAUAUUCGUCCAGCGAAGUGUCCUUUCAGCCUUCUGGUUUACAAUCUGUCUCGGAUCUUCUAUGAUGACAAUCAUUUACUACCUCCCCCUCUGGUUCCAGGCUAUCAAAGGUGUAAGCGCUGUCAAGUCUGGAAUCAUGAACCUCCCCACAAUCUUGUCUCUCGUCAUUGGAGUUAUUAUGAGUGGGGGAUUAGUCACAGCAAUCGGCUAUUAUGCCCCCUUCAUGAUCGCCUGUUGCGUACUUUCGUCUGUGGGCGCAGGCCUCUUAACCACUUUCCAGACAAACACUGGCCACGCAAAAUGGAUCGGCUAUCAGGUAAUUUAUGGUAUAGGCCUGGGAAUGGGAAUGCAGCAAGGCUCUGUCGCAUGCCAGACAGUGCUAUCCAAGUCUGACGUGCCAAUUGGCUCUUCUUUGAUUUUCUUCGCUCAGCAGCUUGGUGGAACGAUAUUUAUUGCUGUUGCUCAAAACAUCUUCAGCAAUGAGCUCACUUCCGGUCUCCACCAUAUUUCUGGCCUCGACGCCGGCAUGCUCGCUCAAGUUGGCGCCACCACAAUACGAGACUUGGUUAAGGAUCCAAACACUCUCAGACAGGUAUUGGAAGUGUAUAACGACGCGGUGGUCAAAACUUACUACAUUGCCCUGGCAACGUCGUGCGUUGCUAUUUUAGGUGCGCUCACCAUUGAGUGGAAGAGCGUCAAGGGACAGGAAAAAGCAUAA